Molecule: messenger RNA, 1035 nt
Organism: Eremothecium cymbalariae DBVPG#7215
Lineage: Eukaryota; Fungi; Ascomycota; Saccharomycetes; Saccharomycetales; Saccharomycetaceae
Gene: NUS1
Product: ditrans,polycis-polyprenyl diphosphate synthase
Exons: 1
Coding region: 1-1035 (344 amino acids)
Cellular component (GO): dehydrodolichyl diphosphate synthase complex; endoplasmic reticulum membrane
Molecular function (GO): ditrans,polycis-polyprenyl diphosphate synthase [(2E,6E)-farnesyl diphosphate specific] activity
Source: RefSeq, a predicted model, not a curated record
AUGGAUUCUUAUUCCUCAUGCUUUGACACCAAAGACACCAAAUAUAGUCGUAUUCCGCCACCUGAUUGUCUAUCACCGAACCCGUGUCAACCAUCUCUAAAGGACUUGAAGAGGAUAGCAGAAUAUACUUUAACCACGCCUACUUCGAAUGAAGAGAUCAAUAAGAAGCUUAAGUCGUCCACUUUGGCUGAUGUGAAGGUUGGUGGGGUUCAGUUUCUCUUUUACAAGACGCUGUUGAUUUGUAUGUACAUGUUGUAUGCCUGCUACAGAUAUUUCCGGUACCAAUACAAUAGGAUAAAGAUCAAAUUACUUAACCUGGCAUACUCACCGUCGAAUACCCCACAAUUGAUUAGACAAGAUGUGUUGAAACUACAAAAGAUACCAAAGCGUCUUGCAUCUAUCUUAGAAUACAAAUCUGAAGGUGAAGUGGGUGGUGGCGUUAAUGGGCUAAUAAACGAUGGAAGUAAUGUUGUUUGUUGGACGGUGUCAGCUGGUAUUAAGCACCUAUCUUUAUACGAUUACGACGGUGUACUAAAACGCAAUGUUCAUAAAUUUAGGCAGGCUAUCCACGACAAGCUUGCCAAGUAUUACGGUCCGGCGAACGUUCCCAGGUUUGCCAUUAGGAUCCCUCACCUUAACAACGUAUAUUUUAAUGCACCCGGAAAAACCGAAGAGUAUGUAGAAAAAGGCAAGCACAAAAAGGUCGCCAUAGAAAUCACUUUACUCUCCGUCAGGGACGGUCGGGAAACCAUCGUGGACCUAACCAAGGCGAUGGCUGAUUUAUGCAAAGCGGGUGAUUUAAGGUUGGAAGAUAUCACUAUGAAAUUAGUGGAUACCGAAUUAACGCAGUUAGUAGGUGCCGAACCAGACCUCUUGGUCUACUUCGGCCCCCAUUUAGACUUACAAGGCUAUCCUCCAUGGCAAAUACGUUUGACGGAAUUCUACUGGGAGGAAGAUAAUGACGAAGUCAUGUACUCCGUCUUCAUCAGAGGCUUGAUACAUUAUUCCACAUGCAAAGUCAACUUAGGGAAAUAA